Penicillium brevicompactum is the source of this 1434-nucleotide messenger RNA. RefSeq lists its product as uncharacterized. Lineage: Eukaryota; Fungi; Ascomycota; Eurotiomycetes; Eurotiales; Aspergillaceae. The transcript has a single exon. Bases 1 to 1434 code for a protein of 477 amino acids. The record is from RefSeq and is a predicted model, not a curated record.
AUGGUUGUUAUCAACAAGGUCUCCAUUGCCCUCGUGGCCGCUCUCGCUGCCAUGGGUCAGGCUACUCACGAGGGUCUUCACGCUCGUCGCGUUCACCAGGUUCGCUCCGUCAGCGCGGCCGAGCAGUCCACCUCCACCGUCCUCGUGGUGCCUACUCCUGAGGCACCUGCUCCCGAGCAGCCCUCUCCCGCUGAGGAGUCCUCGUCCGUUCCCUCGGUUGCUGCCACUUCCUCCGUGGAGUCUGUCGCUCCCAGCUCGGCUCCCAGCGUUCCUUCCGUGGCCCCUAGUGCUCCCUCUGCUACCCCCAGUGCUCCUUCCGUGGUCCCCAGUGUGGCUCCUAGCUCCUCCUCGGUUGCCCCCGUUGCUUCGAGCUCUGCCCCCGUCGUUGCCAGCUCUUCUUCCGCUGUCGGCUCUUCUUCCGCUGUCGGCUCUUCUUCCGUUGCUAGCUCCUCUUCCGUGGCCAGCUCUUCCGCGGCUCCUAGCGUGAUCUCUAGCACUCCCUCCGUGGCUCCCUCCAGUGCUUCCGCUGGUGCUGGCAGCAGCUCCUCCGCUGCCGUUUCAUCUUCCGCUAGCAUCCUGCCUGCUUCUUCUAGCAAGCCUGUGCUCACCCGCACCCCCAUUGGUGUCAAGCCUUCCGGAACUCCUUCUGGUACUCCCUCCGGUACUCCCUCUGGAUCUUCCGCCAACCUGAGCAGCACUGUGUCUGCUCCCGCUACCACUGCCGCUCCUAGUGACGGGGCUGUGACCACCAGCGCUGAGACUGUGACCUACACCGUCACCAACGGUGCUUCCACUAGCGUUGUUACUACCACCAUCUACCGUACUUACACCCAGGAGCACACUGUCACCGCUACUGGUGCUCAGGCCAGCGUCACCAAGCCCGGUCAGGCUGGCGACAACCAGACCAAGGCUGCCGAGGACACCACCGAGACUAACACUUCCACUAUCCACUCCACCAAGACUGAGACUAUCACUCUUGUUGAGGUUCCCACCACCUCUGGCUCCGCUGGCUCUGGCAACGGAUCUGGCAGCGGAUCUGGCAGUGACUCUGGUGCUUGCGCCCCCGUUACCGUCACUGCUACCGUUACCGAGACUGUGACUGCUGCCGCAGCUGAGACUUCUGCUCCCGUCAACCACCAGGGAGGUGGUGCCGACAGCGGCUCCAACGACAACGGUGAGGGUGCCCAGAGCUCCUCCAUUGCCCCUGUCGCUCCUCUCCCCACCGCCACCGGCGUGACUACUCGCAUUCCCGCUCCCGGUGCUCACUCUCACACUCCCCACACUCGCACUCCCACCCCCUCCAGCAGCUUCGUGACCCGCACUCCCUCCGCCUCACCCAGCGUGCGACCUUCCUCCACCCCCAGUGGCCCCGCUCCCAGCGGUACCCCCAGCGGCAAGCCCGUCCUUGCUAACUGGCGCCGCCACUUCAUCUAA